AUGUCUCGUCCAAUUGGCCCUGUUGAGCGGUACUACCUUUGCCGGCUUUCGAUGGGCUACUGCAACAACGGUUUCAGUUUGGCAGCUCGCUUCAAUCGUCCUGUCGAUGAUGUUCUCUUGUCGAACGCUUUGCGUCUUAUGAUCUUGAAAAACCCAGUAUUUUCGCUUAAUUUCUUUAGACACAAGGAAGGCGACAGACAACACAAUGGUGAUAACUUUGUGGUCAGAUCGGUUCUGAAGAUCGCUUACGACCAAGUGGUCCAGCCAUUGGAAGCUGGAAGCUUUGGUUCGGAAUUGGCUGAAAGCUUGGCAGCGGAAGUACUUCCUUUGGAUGUUGAUAGACCUACUUGGAAGAUCUACAACUUAAAGCUUAACAACAAUGAACCCUCGGCGCUCAUUUUCGUGUGUAACCACAUCUUUUUUGAUGGGAACGCUGGUGCUAACGUGUUUGACGAACUUCUUUACUGCUUCGACGAGGUGGAAAAGAAUUUACCAAAGACUGUCCGUACUCAGUUGUUCAAUGCUGAAACCGAUAAUCUUGCUCCCCAGCCUGCCCUGGACAAGGUUGCUCCGUUGUAUGACACCCCUACGUUUUACAUGAUCAAGACCUUGCUUCUCGAGAUCUUUUUGCCUCAUUUCAUCGUUCACUUUUUCCAGGUCUUGUUUCUGUCUUCAACUCCAAAUACUUAUCGCUACCCGGUAUUCAAUCCCGUGGGACCUAAAAAGUUCAACCACCUGGGGUUCCGCCUUUUGGCUUUUACACCGCAAGAAACUUCCCAGCUCUUGGCUCGAUGUAAACAAAACGGUCUCACUUUGACCCCUUACAUUGGCGCUUGCGCUCAUGCUGCCGCUCAAGACUAUUUGAUACCUUAUGCUAAUGUUCUUCAGGGGUAUAAACCAGAUCAAGGCCGAAGCCUAAACGUGCCAAUUGCGCUCUGUGGACGCCGAUUUGUACCUGAGCAUGCUAUCCAGCUGCGUUUUGGUCUCUACAUGUCCCAGACAUUACCGUUCGUGCCUCAAGAGCUUAACACGGUGAAGAAAGUGGGUGAUAGCUUGAAAGAGCUGCUUGACAAGGCCAUGACUUCGCGUGAUCCAUUCAAGUUUGCCGGUAUGCUUCGCUGGGUGAACAUCUGGGACUGGUUUAAGGACGAGCUCAAGAACCCAGAUGCUCGUGGUGGUCUUGAGAUCUCUAAUAUAGGAUGCAAGAGGUUCGCAAGAGGUCAGUGGGAAGUCACCGAUAUCAUCUUUACCCAAGGUGUGUCUACAUCCCACUUGACCUUAUCAGUUGUGAGUACGCCCAAGGGUGGGCUCCACCUUACGAUCGCUAACGUUGAUGAUAUGGAGAUGUGGGAGAAUGACGGAAAGAAGGUGAUGGACGAGUACGCGUCGCUGUUCAAGUCCUACCUUUUGAGUUAA
Candidozyma haemuli is the source of this 1416-nucleotide messenger RNA. RefSeq lists its product as uncharacterized. Gene Ontology annotation, molecular function: N-acetyltransferase activity. The record is from RefSeq and is a predicted model, not a curated record. NCBI's taxonomy places the organism in Eukaryota, Fungi, Ascomycota, Pichiomycetes, Serinales, Metschnikowiaceae. The transcript has a single exon. The coding region runs from base 1 to 1416 and encodes 471 amino acids.